AAGCCUCCACACGCCCGACAUCUACCGAAAUCUUCGUCUUCAUCCGGAUCUUCCGCUCGGUUCGAGUGUGCCGUGUUCGGGUUGGGGGAGGUGGGGAGGACUACAUUUAUGAAAUAAAGGGAAAGAAGCGGUUUCCAUCAUUCCUGAGCCCCUCCCAGCCCUCUGAUCACCGGACCGAGGCGUUUAUAAAGAGAGAGGCAGUCCAAGAUGAAAGCAAUCGUAGCGGCGGUACUUAGCGCCGUGUUCUGCACCGUUGUGUCAGCGUCUUCCAAAGUCAAAGAGGAAAGGAGGACGGCCUUCUUCGGCGAAGACGUCCACAUCGAAGUGUCGUCGUGGAGCGACCCGGAGGUCGUGUUCCGACCCAGGACCAACAGCUCCUACGAGGUGCCUCUGCUCCAGGCGGGCCGGGUGACGAACCAGAACAAGACGGAGCUCAACUCUCUGGGCCACCUGGUGCUGAAGGACGUGCAGGAGGAAGACGAGGGGCUCUACAUCAUCAGAAGCGGCAGAAAUGUCAGCAUUUCCAAAAACCUCGUCCUCAUCGUGAGGGACUGCGUUUUGGAGCAGGUUGUAAAGUAUGGAGAAACGUACAUCAUCCACCUGAGUCAAAUCAAAGGUCCGAUCACGCUGGAGUUCAGGCCCAGCCUGGUCAGAGUCAACCAGACGGUGGUCCCUCACACCUCGGAGCCCCCCCCAGUGCUCCUCUACAACCGGAGCGCCGUGUUGGGGGACGACUACGUUGGGCGCCUCAGCGUGUCGGACAGGCAGGUGAUGCUGCACUCGGUCAGGAUGACGGAUGAAGGAAGCUUCACGGUUCUGGACCGGGACGGUCACACCAAGACGAGGAGCUGCCUGAAUGUCAGAGAUCACCAGAGUUUCCUGCAUUUUGCCUACGGAGAAAACCUGAAGAUGAAGCUCUUCCUGCACUACUCCAACCUCAACGUGGUCUACAGGUCCAAACUGGACAACCAGGACCGGGUCAUCGUGAGCCAGGGGGUUCUGUUGGCACCGCUGGACCCGCAGCUGGAGGGACGGCUCACUGUGGACGGGUCGGAGCUGGUCAUGAAGAAGAUGCAACCCGCCGACUCGGGGCUCUUCAAGGUCACCGACCUGGCCGGCUUCACUGUGGCUCAUGUUUACAUAGACGUGGAAGCCUAUAAAAUGGCUCCUCUGGCUGUCGCCAUCCUGUCCAUGCUGGGCCUGAUCGCCUUCUUGCUGCUGGUGUGCCUGCUGUCCUGCCUCUAUAAAAUACAUAAAAGAAAUGAGAAGAACAAGAAGCUGACGCUCAUCGCCCAGCAGGCCGGCAAGAAGGACGGGGAAGCUUUCCGACAGGUGGUCCAUGAGGCUUACAGCAGGUUCACUGAAGAGUCUCUGAUGCAGUCAGUGUGUGAUAAACCUUCAGAAACCACCGAGGUCACCAUCAAGGGUCUGGAGGUGUCCAAACCCGGCCGCUACCAGACUCUUCCCUCUGACAACUUCCUGGAAAUGAGUGACUCUGGAGUCGAGUUCAGCCACUCUGGACUCCCGCUGGACAGCGACACCGAGGCAGUGAUGACCUACGCCUCCCACAAGCCCCUCCUGAACGCCGCCUCCCCUCCAGCCGUGACGGACGGCGUCAUGAUGUCCGACAGCCUGGAAGCCACGGCGGCGAUGGACGGAGACCUGAGCGCCAUCCGAACCCCGGACUCCGUCCUCAGCGCCAGCCCCGCCUCCAACCCGCGCUCGGCCUCGGCCGCCACGCCUGACGGCAGCCUGCAGGGGGCUGCGUCCCCGGCGACGGCCUCCAGGGUCACCGCGGGGUCCGACUCGGCCAAGACAGAGGGCGGGGCGGAGGGAGAAGAAGACGGUCAGAAGGAGUAAUCAGGAAGUGCCAGAGUGUUUCUGGAACCUUUUGUUAUCCGAACAUCUGAAACACCACAGAUUAAACAGAGGAUGGACGUAGAUGUCCAUCCUCAUGGACGUAGAUGUCCAUCCUCUGGAAGUUUUUCAAACACAGAGUUUGAGAAAAUGAAAGGCUACAACCUCACUGUCUAUCAAAAGAACAAAGUAAUCUAGUGCAUAAAUUGCAUGCAGUUCCGAAAAACACAAAAGAAGAUAUCUUAGAUCAGACGUAGAAAUUAGAGUAGACUACAUGCAUGCUUUAACAAAUGAAAUGCACUUAAAUCACAUCAAAUCAGCUGAAUUCCUGUCAAACCGGUUCAAUAAUGAGAAAAUGACAAACGUUUGAGGGUAGUGACAGACAGGCGGCGUGUUUCAGACAGCCUUUGAGCUGCAGCGUGUUUCCUCUGACGCCACGUUCUCAGAAAAUCACAGCAAUGAGUGAUUUCAGUCCGCUCUGUUAUUAACAGCACAAGCAUGUCAGAAAACAUCCCCGCAUCUCACAUGAAACUGCUUGUUUCAGCAUCCGCUCGCUGCAAUGAGCCAGUCGAGGUGUUAUGUCUCAAAAAACAACAACAACAACAAAAACACAUCAUGCAAGAUGAAACCGGUUCAAGUAGACGGAGCAGCAACACCUCUCUGAAACUGCUGCUGGUUGUUUCAAAUAUUAGGUGUCAGAUCUGCAACAUUUGAAGGAUUUGUCAGAGGAAACCUGUCAAAACGUUCCACUUUAUCUCACUCAACAGUCAAAAGUAUCAUCAUCUCUGUUUUUGUUUGCUGCUUCUAGUUAUCAUUCACUCGGUUCCAGGAAGGGAAAGAAUUCAGGGGAAACUGACUGGCAUUUGUGUGACUUUCAGAGCGAAUCUCGAGAGCAUAAUUGGAUUCCAGGUCUCUUUGCAGACAGACCAAUUCAUGGACGCCGUGGAGCGCGGACCGGUAAUAAAAGAGCUGAAAGCGCCGGGAAAAGGGUAGGAUUCAGGGAACAGAUGAAUGACAUCCAUGAUUCAAAGCCUAUUUUCAUCUCGGCCCGGAAUCCGCCUCACAGAGCUCUCAUUAUUGGAGCCCAGUUGUUUGGCAAAAUGAAGUAACUGGAAAGAUAAAGUUGGAUCAGGGCGUGAUAACGACGCGGCCUUUAGCUUCAGUAAAAUGAGCGGCUGUCAGAGAGGUGUGUGUGUGGAGGAGAGAGUUUCAUUCAAUUCAGCCAAAAUCAUCAAACACUGGAGAGAAACAUGAGUCUGAGUUACAAACCUUCAGCUGACGGCAAAAUGAUCAACGCUCCUGUCUGUAAAAAAAGGUUUAUAGGAUUUAAAUGCAAAAAAAUACAUUGACAUGCAUGCAUUGCUAAUAGUACUUAGCAUAAUCACUGAGCUCUACUAUUAGCUUAUUAUUUGUAAAUGGAGCCUGGAUAAGUUUGGUGAUGUAAUGCAAAGAUUUGGAUUGUUUUGGUUUGUUUUGUUCAUAGUGAUUACUCCUCACUGACCACAACAAUUAGCAAACCCCACUGGUUCUUCACUUGUAACUAGAACGUUCUAAGCUUGGAAGAAAUAGAGUCAUACCCAGAUCCAAAUUCCAACAUCUGAGGAAAAUGAAAAGCAGCCCAAGCUCUCACAGGCCUAACAACCGAGUUUGACUAAUUAGUUUCUGUUGUAGAAGAAGCUAAUUCAGGUCACAGAAAACUAAUUUCCACCUCUAAAUGUGAGCAGGACAUGAAACUCUGCUGAGGAAACUCGUCGCUGUGCUUCCUCUCCUCCACACGUCCAGCCUCUGAGCUCCUCUGCUUUUAGGGAAGCAUCAUGGCAGCAUCGAUCACAUCUGCUGACACACACUGGCCGCAACAAGACCUUUGGGUCCCAACAGUUUCAUUUAUUCAUCAGCGUUGCUGUUACCGUUGACAUCUGUUAGCAGUACGAUGUCAGCCUGGACAGACUGCAGGAUUCACCCCAAAGCAGCAAAACAGGCACCAAAGUUUUAUUAUUAGAAGAGAAAAGCACAAAUUUAGCAAGUGAUUCUUUUUAGAUAUGAACAAGUUUCACAUUUUUAUUGAUGAGGGUAAAAAAUAUGAAGCAGCUAUUGUAAAUAUAGUUCAAUGAUCUGCAAAAAAUGGCUAGUUCUCUUCUUCUUCAGGAAAAUUCAUUAGAAUCAUUCAGCAUUGUAUGUAAAACGACUUUCAUAUCCAACUCAAAUGGGAAAAUGAUCCAUUUGAUGGGAGUUUUAUGAGGAAAUGCUUAAAACUGACAGGAGGGUGACUGGAAAGCUCCCGAAAUGGACUCUGUAGAUCUGUAAAUAUCAGCUGGAUGUAAAUGAGCUAUGAUGCAUCAAUUUGGUGGACUAAUAACAGGAUAACUACUGAAUAUUUAAUAUAAUCUAAUGCAAUAUUAACGAUAAAGGCACGGAAGCAUCACGAACGCUCUCCUCCUGCAAGAAAACCCAGACGUAGCACAUCAGAACACAACUCCACUGUUAGUCGUCUGUUUUCACUGUAAAUAUGGAAAUCUGUGAUCUGCAUGUGGAUAAUCUCAGAAUACUCACAUUUUCUUACUACGAGGCUUAUGCAAGAUUUUUUACCACAUUGAUCCUUGAACCACAUAUCCACAGUACGUAGGAAACUUUGCCUUCGGCUGGGAGGUCUGUCAUGUUUACAUGUUGAAAUCCUUUCAUCAAGUUGGCCUGGGCAGGAGGCGAGCUGUCUGCGGCUGCAGGGCCUGUUGACACAUCGCAGGUGCUGAUGGUUUGAGCAGGAACCGUUCAGGCUCUGCCUCAAACGCAAAACCUGACAAACAAAAUCUGGAAGCUGAAGCACAAAGCCAAUGUUUGGGAAAAAUAACACUUUCACAGCAUCUGUUGGGAUUUUACCUCAAAAUGUCAGUUAGAUAAAGUAAGAAAACUUUAUAGGAUCUCAUAUGUUUUAGGAUAAUGUUGUUUUUAACUUCGUUCUGUUAUAGUCAGUAAAGAGUUGAUCUUGUCUUGUUAACACACACAAAUUGAAACACCCAGGAUUAUAUUUCCUCUUAUUUGGAGAUUAGUUACUGUGUCUCAGAGGUGGGGACUCGAGUCACAUGACUUGGACUCGAGUCAGACUCGAGUUGUUAAAAUCACGACUUGAGAC
Messenger RNA from Xiphophorus maculatus (southern platyfish), 4984 nucleotides. RefSeq lists its product as uncharacterized. The record is from RefSeq and is a predicted model, not a curated record. The coding region runs from base 208 to 1860 and encodes 550 amino acids. The transcript has 10 exons. Lineage: Eukaryota; Metazoa; Chordata; Actinopteri; Cyprinodontiformes; Poeciliidae.